Messenger RNA from Rhincodon typus (whale shark), 2280 nucleotides. Its product is annotated as galactose mutarotase-like. The transcript has 3 exons. The record is from RefSeq and is a predicted model, not a curated record. Bases 1921 to 2280 code for a protein of 119 amino acids. NCBI's taxonomy places the organism in Eukaryota, Metazoa, Chordata, Chondrichthyes, Orectolobiformes, Rhincodontidae. Gene Ontology annotation, molecular function: carbohydrate binding; aldose 1-epimerase activity. Gene Ontology annotation, biological process: glucose metabolic process; beta-D-galactose catabolic process via UDP-galactose, Leloir pathway.
UCUACAUGAUAGGGAACACUUUCAUUGAAGAAGCUCUCAGUGCCAUUCCACACUUCACUGUCAAGGACAAGCUGGACAGUGAGCCCACCACAAUAGAGUCCAACCCUUUACCAUUGUUAGUGAUAACGGCCCAGAAAAUGUUGGAAUUCAAACUGAAAUGAACAAAAUUGGAAAACCGUCAGCUGUAAGACGUCCCUGAACUUUUGUCUCUCAGCUGGAAGACCUGUGUGAUGCAAAAUAGUCAUCAUGUAUACAAAAUCAAAAGGAAUCAGUGACUGCAACAAUUGCCGAGACGUUAUCUCUUUAAGUACAGUUGGGAAGCUCUUUGCAUGCGUUGCUGUGACCAGAUUGCAGACCCAGCAUCACACAUCUCCCUGUGUCUCAGUAGGCUUUCAGGGCUGGCAGAUCAACAGUCGACACGACUUUCUCAAUUCAGCAGUUAAAGUUGCAACCAACUUCAGCCAAAAAUGCCUAGUGGACAAUCUAUCUCAGCCUUCUCCUGUGGCCCCCAGCAACACAGGUGCCAGUCUUCAAUCAACUCAAUUCACUCCAUGUGAUAGCAAGAAAUGGAAAAGCAUUGGGUAUGGCAAAGGCUAUGGGGCUUGAGAACAUUCCAGCAAAGUACUGAAGCCAAGCUGUUCUGGUACAGCUACAAGACUGGCAUUUAGGUGGCAAUGUGGAGAUUUGUAUUGGUAUGUCCUCUCCACAAAAGGCAGAACAAAUUCAAUCCAGCCAAUUAAUGGUCCAUCAGUCUGCUCUUGAUCAUCAGCAAAGCGAUGGAAAGUGUUGUCGACAUUGCUACCGAGUGACACUUGCUUGGUGAUAAUCUCAUCACAAAUGCUCAGUUUGGAUUAAUUAGCCGGGGCCUCUCAGCUCCUGACCUCAUUACAACCUUGGUACAAACAUGGACAAUAAAGCUGAAUUCCAGAAGUGAGAUGACUGCCUUUUACAUCGAGACAGACUUUGAUUGACUACAGUAUCAAAGACAUCCAACAAAACUGGAAUCCCAGGCACAGACACUCCAUUGGUUGCAGUCAUACCUGUCACAAAGGAAUAUGGUUGUGAUUUUUGUGAGGUCUUUCAUCUUAAUCCAAGGACAUCACUGCAUGAAUUUCUCAGGGUAGUGUCCUUAGAUCCAACCAACUUUAGCUGUUUCAACAAUAAUCUUCAUUCCAUCAUAAGAUCAGAAGCUGCUGAUGACUCCACAAUGAUGAGUAUAAUUUGCAUGUCCUCAUGGCAUAUGAUGAAAGACCUGGGCAACAUUUACGAUUGAGUUGAUGCGUAGCAAGUAAUGGGCUGAAGUACGUUUUUUCUCUGUGCUAUGGACCUCUAUGGCUAUAAUAUUCACACCACCCAAGUUCUAGACAAUGACCUUCUCCAACAAGUGAGAAUCCCAUCGUUGUCCCUUGACGUGCCAUGGCAUUACCAUUCACUUAAUCUACCCAUUAUAUCAACAUGCUGAGUUUACUCUUUCACAACUACUUAAUAUGGUCAUGGCACGUGGACACUUAGGAGGAGCAGCAAUAAAUGGAAGACUUAGUGAACAAUCUUCAUAAUAAAUUAAUGGAUAUAUGUAAUCCUUUUGCAGGUAGACUCUGCCUUCCCAGAUUAUCUAGGAAGUAGAAGCCCAAUGAUAAACAGUCGUAGCUGGAUCUGGUUUUGGAGUGCAAGCAGCACGGCUGAUCCCGCCGUACAUUUUAUGUCGAGAAUUAAUAACAAAAUGGUAAAAAGCGUGAAGCAGAACAGAAAACUGGAAUUUGCAAAAUCACGAACGAACUUUUUGUUUACGAACUAAGUCGGGAGUUGCCACAUCUGCUCACGGAAGUGGAGAACAGGGAGAGGGAAGGCCUAGUGGAUCGGACGCCGGCUCCGAGUUUGCUGAGUGACCAAAGGGAGAAACACCGUGCCGCCGCCCAGACCAUGUCCGUGGUCAGUAGCGAUGUGUUCGGGACACUGCCGGACGGGAGGCUGGUGCGUCGGUUCACGCUGCGCUCCGACUCAGUGAGGCUAUCGGUGCUGAGCUUCGGAGGCAUUAUAACCAGCCUGGAGACCAGGGACCGGCACGGAGAACUGGCAGACAUCGUCCUGGGCUUCGACCACUUGCAAGGUUAUAUUAACAAACAUCCAUACUUUGGGGCAGUCGUUGGUCGUGUUGCAAAUCGAAUUGCCGAAGGGAAAUUUAGUAUUGAUGAAAAGGAAUAUCAGCUGCCUAUUAAUAAUGGGCCUAACAGUUUGCACGGUGGCUUGAAAGGAUUUGACAAGAGGAAUGACAUCUGCUAG